GCUAAGUUAGUUUCAGUUUAAGUUUAGGGAUGUCCAUUUAUAUCGGCAGCAGUUCGUAACUGAAACUGUAAAAUGAGGCAACCAUUGUCAAAAAAAAGUUUUUUUCUGACAGCUUUUAGCAUUGCAUUGGCUCGUGUUUCAUAUUGUUCCUCAGAAAAUGUCCAGGUUGUUUAUCCGCGCAGAAAUAUACCUGCGCUUGCAAAAUAUUUUGGUACAAAAAGCAGAUACGAGGAAGUAAAUCCAUAUCUACUGGAUGACAUACUUGCUGUAAACAAAUCUCUUUUGAAACCUCCGUCUAUCGAUUGUAUCCCAGUACAUCUUACCGCAGUCAUUAGGCAUGGCACGAGAUAUCCAACAACAAAAAAUGUCAAAAAGAUACAGCGUCUCUACGAUCUUGUAUCAAGAGAGGCAGCGAACGGCGAGAAAUGGCUACAUGACAUUAAAACUAAAUGGAAGAUGUGGUACACUGAGGACAUGGAUGGUCAGCUUGUAGAAAAGGGCCGCGAUGAUCACAGGCACUUAGCUGUCAGACUGGCCUCAUUAUUCCCAUCUUUGAUCUCUGAAGAAAAUCUCCGAAGCAAUCGUAUUAAAUUCAUAACCAGCUCAAAACAUAGGUGUGUGGACAGCACGGUUGCUUUUAUAGAAAGCAUGAAGAAUAUCUGGAAGGUAAAAGACAUGGACUUCAGCUAUGAAGUCAAUGACCAACUGAUGAGAUUCUUUGACCACUGCAGAAGAUUUAUCGAAGAUGUGGAGAACAACGAGAUGGCCCUGAAAGAGGUUGAUUUGUUCUCGUCCACAGCAGAAAUGAAGGAAGUCCAGAUGAAUAUGGCCAAUCGACUACAGCUGCAGUACAGUACAAUUACUCCAGAUUUGGUUGAGGCUGCAUUCUACCUGUGCUCCUAUGAGUUUUCCAUUAAAUCUGUUAACUCACCAUGGUGCAAUAUCUUCGAUGACGUGGAUGCUAAAGUGCUCGAGUAUGCACAUGACCUGAAACAUUACUGGAAGAGGAGCUAUGGUCACGACAUCAAUCGCAAAUCUAGCUGUCCUCUCUUUCACGAUGUGUUCAUUCGUCUUGAUCAGGCUGCUCACGAGAUCAGGUUCGGCCAUGUGACCGAGGCCGUCACAGUGCAGGUGGGUCACGCCGAAACCCUGUUGCCUCUGCUCUCUCUCAUGGGCUUCUUCAAGGAUGAGAUGCCCCUGACCGCCGACACCUUCAGCCUGCAGGGAAACCGCUCCUUCCGCACCGGCCACAUGCUGCCCUACGCGGCCAACCUGGUCUUCGUGCUGUACGACUGUGGAGACGGCCUCAGGCUGCAGUUUCUGCUGAACGAAAGGCCCCUGACCUUCCCUAGCAUCGGCCACUCAGCCCCUCUCUACCAGACCGUCAGGGAGCAUUACAGGGACCUGCUGGAGGACUGCAACUUUGAGAAAGAGUGUGAGCUUCCCAAAACCAGCUGCAGCAAGUGCUCCGAGCUGUGAUGCACCGGGAGCCCAAAGCUGUGUGAGUGGCGGGCUUUGGAGGAGCUGUGGUGGCCUUGGUGUGCAAAUAUGGUCAAAUGGGAAUGCCAACAACUCACUCUCAACAAAAUGAGGUCUUUGCUUUAUGGUUUUAUUUCCAUUACAUUCCUAAUUACAGCCUCCAUGUGAUUGUUUACUUGUUCUUCUCCAAGGGAUACACUGGAAAUUAAGUUAAAUUCAGAUUUCAAGAUCUGAUUUCUGUUAUGUGCCUGGGAUUUUCCACUCUACCUCUAAACUUUAAACUCUAAAUCUAUACCAAAUAGUAUCCAAAGUGUGAAGGCUUUAUCAUGGCUGCAAAAAAUUUUUUAUUUCUCAAUAAGAAUAUAGUUUAUUUACUAUAAAGUUCUUAGUACAGGUGUGUUGGGCCAAGUAAUAGGCAAUAGUGUACACACUCAGUGAGCACUUUAUUAGGUACACUGGCUUGUUAAUGCAAAUAUUUAAUCAGCCAAUCAUGUGGCAGUGACUAAAUGCAUAAAGGCAAAAUGCAUAAAGGCAUGCAGACAUAGUCAAGAGGUUCAGCUGUUUUUCAGAACAAAUGCCAGAAUGGGGAUGAAAUGUGAUCUAAUUGACUUUGACCGUGGAUUGAUUGUUGUGCCAGACAGGGUGAUUUGAAUUGCUCAGAAACCGCUGAUCAUGCACAACAACAGUCCCUAGAGUUUGCAGAGAAUGGUGCGAAAAACAAAAAACAUCCAGUGAGCAGCAGUUCUGCAGGCAAAAACACCUUGGCAAAUAACCACACAUUAUAAUAGUGGUAUGCAGAAGACCAUCUCUGAACACACAACAUGUCAACGUACAGCAUCAGAAAACCAGUAAGUUUUCACUCACUGAGUGUGCAGUAAGAGGAAAUAGAUUGGCGAGAAACCAAGGUUUGGUAAGAAAUAAUUAAUAAAAUAUAGUGCACAUUGUGUUCAGAUGAAUUAAUGCAUUUUUGGGAAUCACCCCAAAACAAAUAUUUCAGAAACCAGCUUACAUCUUUGCUUUGGCACUGAAGUACAUUAUUUUAUUAAUUGGCACAUGAACCUUAAAAUGAGAAGGCAAAAGAUUUGUCAGACUACUACAUAUGACUUUAUUAGAGCUCACUGGUUUACUGGCAUUAAUUUACUUGCACAAUUGCACUUAUCCAUGAAUACAGAGAUCUCUUGUAGAAACAACUGUUUAAUAUAUAACAAUAGGCAAUCUGUCAAAACACUGGACCUUGUAAACUUUCAAUGUAUCCUAGUUAGAUAGGAUUUAGAAAUUAAACCCCAGAGAAAACGUUUGGUUGUACAAAGAAAGUUUGUGAUCAUUAAAUGCCGUUAAAAAUGCUUAAAAACGGAAUAAAUGCUGUGGGUUUCUCCUUCAUAGAGCAUCCCAUGGAGCUCUUAAAUGGGCAUCUAGUCUGGAACUAUUUUGAACAUGUGUUUGCAUAGCUCUGUUUUUGUUUUUUGUUUUUUAGCUAUGAGCUUCAGUGAUUUUGCUUUGGAAAAAAAUAAGUUCGUCUGACAUUAUUUGUUGUUUUCAUCCUCAAGUUUUUCGGAAAUAAAUCAUGCAUUUAUACAA
Conger conger (European conger) is the source of this 3057-nucleotide messenger RNA. It is a transcript of the gene minpp1b, whose product is annotated as multiple inositol-polyphosphate phosphatase 1b. The coding region runs from base 73 to 1479 and encodes 468 amino acids. Gene Ontology annotation, molecular function: acid phosphatase activity; inositol phosphate phosphatase activity. Lineage: Eukaryota; Metazoa; Chordata; Actinopteri; Anguilliformes; Congridae. The transcript has 5 exons. The record is from RefSeq and is a predicted model, not a curated record.